Molecule: messenger RNA, 2851 nt
Organism: Toxorhynchites rutilus septentrionalis
Lineage: Eukaryota; Metazoa; Arthropoda; Insecta; Diptera; Culicidae
Gene: Sidpn
Exons: 5
Coding region: 451-2223 (590 amino acids)
Biological process (GO): regulation of neurogenesis; regulation of transcription by RNA polymerase II; anterior/posterior pattern specification
Cellular component (GO): nucleus
Molecular function (GO): DNA-binding transcription factor activity, RNA polymerase II-specific; protein dimerization activity; RNA polymerase II cis-regulatory region sequence-specific DNA binding
Source: RefSeq, a predicted model, not a curated record
UAAUAGACGGCAGUCUGUGGCACGACGUUGGAACGUUCGCAUGUUUUCACCGAGAAUCGGGGUUUCACCGUUCGCGUCCUUUUUACUCUGUUAGUUCAUACUGAAAGCACGUGUGAGCGUCGUUAUUCUUCUGUGGUGCACAAAAACGUCUCGUGUGUGUGUGAUUCGUGGUGACCAUAAGUGGUUGAAAAUAAGAUUUAGCGGUUUCCAUCUACACUAGUCAGGUGUUGCGGCGCAGCCACAAAAUCCUAGGAUACAAAACUUUUACAAGGAUAGCAGAACGACAAAAAAAAGCAACGGAACGGCCAGCGUGCGCUGGGCGAAAAAGAUCAUUUUAAUCCAGAAAUAACCGCACGGGAGGAACAGAUGACACCUCAUAACGACAUACAAGUUGGAUUUUCCAAAAAAGAUUAGAUUUUUGGUUUAAACCCUGUCAGUAGCAAACAUACAAUGACUGCAAAGAAAGACAAAGACUACAAGGGACACAAACACGGAAGCGAAAUAAGUGCUACAGCUCUAUCGUCAAAGUUAGACGCACACCUGCAGAACGGCAAUUCUGCCUCUGGCAUAAUCACAUCUCAGGACCCUCUCAAGCGUACAAAUAAACCACUGAUGGAGAAGCGAAGGAGGGCUCGAAUCAACCAAAGCCUUGCCAUUCUCAAAGCAUUGAUAUUGGAAUCAACGGUGAAGACAAAGUCUGGCGAUGGUCAGACCAAACAUUCCAAAUUGGAGAAGGCCGACAUCCUAGAACUGACUGUUAGGCACUUUCAACGUCAUCGAAAUCUGGAUAACCCGGUCAUAGACAAGUACCGAGCGGGCUACACGGAUUGUGCUAGGGAAGUCGCCAGAUACUUGGCUACUCCGGAACCACCGCCUCUCCCAAGUGUUCCCACACUGACCGAUGCUGGUUCGAAAGCUCGUUUGUUACGCCACCUAGAUAACUGUAUUGCUGAAAUCGACACCGAAAUUUGCCCUAAAAUACUCCCCAAUGGGAACGUACCGGAUGUGGUGAAGACGGAGUCCCUUUACGAUAAUCACAAUGGACUGAAAAAGGAUCUUCUAGAUUACAGUGGUCAAGACUCAAACCCAUUGGAUUUCAGCAAAACAAAUCGAGAGAUUGGUAGAUCACCUUUCUCUUAUCGAAGUCCGACAGUGGAACUUGCACUACAUACGCCAACACCCAAAAUGCAAGAUGAGAAUAAUAAUCGUGGAAAUCAUCGAGCAAAAUCCAUACACUCGCCCCAGCCACUUGUUUCACACCACCUCGAUGACACAAACCAUAGCAAUGAGCUAGCUGGCUUAUCUCCUCAACCAGGAAGCAGCAUUGGUGUCACCAGCUUUUCCAACCAUGUAUCACUUAACAAGAUGAUAUUGACCCAACAACAAAAACUGAUUGACAUAACGAGUUUGAAGAACUGUCGAGUAGAUUCCACCGUCAUUAAACAGGAACCUGGUAUGUUGGCAAGUUUUCCCGCCACUUCACCCACAAUUGCGUCGCCCACUCCAUCGUCGGGAAAAGUUGAAAUGGACAAGGAUGUUCCAAAUCCAUCGGAACACAUUCCUGCGCCUCCAUACCCAUCACAAAUGCGCAUCAACGACAGUCAAAUGGCACUGCUACUUCCGGAUCACUACAUCCAAUUGGCGACAGCACUUGGUUUGAACACGCAACCUAUCGUAGAGCAUCCCAACGCUCACUCCGCGACCGAUUUCGAAACACUCAUCGAGCAAAAUAGGAGACAGGCCGCGCUGCACGAAAAAAUGACCUCCGAUAUUUUGACAAACCUUCAUACACUGCCGGAAAAUGUUGAUGAAAAUUACUGGGAGUUGUAUAAAAAAUCACUCGGCAUCCCCGACUCCAUCACUAAAAUGACUCUGGAGGAUGUAAGAGCACUAAUGGCUAAAUCUGCACCAAAACCUCAAACACCACCGCCGCCAGUUAGUAAGAUGGAAGUGGAUGAUCCAGCAGACGAGAUACAUCCGGCAUCUACCGAAGUCGAAGAUGCAGAAAAUGAAACAUCUAACCAUAGUAUUAAGAAGGAGCUGAACCCAACAAGUCCAAUCGCUUCAUCGUCACAUGAACAAGCAGAGGACAAACAAGACGAAGAACUGGAGUCUUCUUCACAAGUUCAAGGUAAUUACGAGCCCGUGUCCUCCAACGAAGCGUCUUCAAACGAACAUCAUAAUGACGGUUCCAGCGAUGACAGCAUGUGGCGCCCGUGGUGAAAAAAUUAUUCAUCGUCGUAGAAAAAUGUAAAUAGAUUCCUAAUUGUGCAAUAUUUGAAUCGCUAAGUACUAGGCACUAUAAUCCUAGCUUAUCGUGACCCAUGAUGACCAGUGUGCGCAAAGUAGAUGGUUUGCACGCCCAAAAAACCUAGCAUCAUCCAGGAAUAUAACCGAACCCCUUGCUAUAGACGAGUGCCAAUUGGAAAUUCUCUCAGAUCCUCAAAACACUCCAGCUAAAUGUCUUAGACAGCCUACAAUAGAGCCAUGCUGCGAAUAAGUUGGAAAUUCCGUGCAUAUUGCAUAUAGCCUUCGCUUGUACCAUCUAAACUAAAGUGAGCAGUAUUACUUAAAUGUACUUUUCAACGUGAAAGAUGAAAUGAAAUUUCUCCGAUGAACGAAAUGGACUCUAGAUUAGGAAACAUAAUUUAUGCAAACAGAAUGUAAGUAAGAGAUACAAUGUCCCCAUGGAAACAUAAUUCGUGGGGGCAGUCGAAACCAAAACCAUGAAUAGAGAAAAUCAAUUCAAAAUUGGUGCAAACGUAUAUUGUUGUUCAAUGUUUCAGAUAGUAUGAUAAAUACCGUAAACACGUAUAACAAAUACACACACACCUUCGCUAAAUGCUAAACG